Molecule: messenger RNA, 982 nt
Organism: Pelagomonas calceolata
Lineage: Eukaryota; Pelagophyceae; Pelagomonadales; Pelagomonadaceae
Source: the annotation of a GenBank genome assembly
AGGGCUGCCGCAUCGUUUUCUGCGCUCGCGUCCGCCAAAAAACAGCACAAGGGAGAGCCCAGCCUCCUUGUUUGCUCGCAAGGGAAGCAACACCGCAAAAAAACAAUGCCGUCCUGGCUCCCCGAGAACUGCGUCCUAGCGUGGUACGCGGCCAUAAUCCACGCCGCCUACUUAACACAUGUCGCCUGCACGGAGGUGUACGACGCGCAGACGCGCUGCCUGCUCCACGCCUUCAACGUCCGCUACGACUUCUCGUCGCUCCAUCCGUUAUUACUAGAGUGGGUGCACACUUUGGAAACAAGUGUUAUCUUGGCGUUCUGCGCCGUGAGCUGCGGCGCGAUGCAGCCGGCGCCGGAGCCGGCGCUGGUGGUCGUGGCGCUCUACAGCCUGUGCGGCGUCUUUCUGAUCAUCUGCUCGCCGCGCCAGAGCGCGUUGUUCUGGAGACGCUUGCGAGUCUCCCUCGCGUUCUCCAUGUUCUUCGUCUUUGCACCAUCUUUACUAGACGAACGCGUUGCAUUGGUAGCGGUACUAGCAGCACAUGCGCACGCGAUAGCCGUGCCCUCCGCAACAAUAACGCGAUUAUGUGCAUUAGGAGAAUGGCGCAGCGUCGGCGUGCUCUUCACGAUACAUGUCGUCGCUCUUUGGCUAGGCGUGCGGUCCGCCUCAAAGGGCCCCUGCUUGUCUGUUGCGGCCUCGGCAUUUCUGGUCUUCGUCGCGCGCGAGCUGGCUUUAGCGUGCGACCGGAAGUGGCCGCGCGGCGCGUCGCUUUCGUUAAGGGGCUUUGGCAGCCAGCACGCGGCGCACGACCUCUACCCGCCGACGCCCUUCGAUUCACUCUUGGCGGCGCUCCUGCCUUCCGUCGAGUCUCCGGACGAGUUCGACGACCUGCCUUUGUUAUUGGACGCCAAGGACGUCGAGGCGGAGACGGAGAUGGUGUAGUUUUUUUGUGGCCUCUCCAAUCAGGCUUCCUGUGUAAUUGCUC